Xenopus laevis (African clawed frog) is the source of this 1677-nucleotide messenger RNA. RefSeq names its product nudix hydrolase 6 L homeolog (gene nudt6.L). The record is from RefSeq and is marked provisional. Lineage: Eukaryota; Metazoa; Chordata; Amphibia; Anura; Pipidae. Gene Ontology annotation, molecular function: ADP-ribose diphosphatase activity; NADH pyrophosphatase activity; NAD binding. Gene Ontology annotation, cellular component: nucleus; mitochondrion; cytoplasm.
AUUUAGCUGUGGCAGCCAUACUAGAUUCUGGCAAACACGGGAGUUUAGAAAGUUGAAGAACUUUUCGUUCUAAUGUGGUCGAUGGAAAUGAUCACAUGCGGCGCCCCAGUUGUACUGCUGUUCUCAGCACUGCAAUUUUUCGUAUUUCUGGGCUUUAUGGGAUGCUUCGCUAAGGGCUGAAUUUCUUCCAGACUACCCAUAACAAUCAUGGCGUCGUGUACUUUGCUAUUGGCUUGUUUGUAAUUAACUUGUGUAACUCGGUGUCCCUGAAAGAUGCAGCGUCUAUGCGUUCGGUUCCUCUGUGGGUUUAGAGUGCGGCAUUUUUGCUCGCAGCCCGGUCUCUCUUGGCCCAAUAUAGAGCUACGGGGCAAGGUAGACAAGUUCGGGGGAGUAACAGUGCGGCUGGAGCCCUCACACAAUUUAGGGGAAGCAGUUUUCGAGACAUGGUUACACGAAUCUGUGAAACAAUGGAGGGCAGCCGGCAGGAUUGCAGUGUGGCUGCAUAUUCCCAUCAUGCAAAGCAGACUCAUAUCCAUUGCUGCCUCUGAAGGAUUUACAUUUCAUCAUGCUGAACGCAAUGAAUCUACGCUGACUCUUUGGUUAAAGGAUGGACCAAGCAAACUACCUGGAUAUGCUACACACCAAGUUGGGGUUGCAGGUGCUGUAUUAGAUGAGGAUAAUGGGAAAGUCUUGGUUGUACAGGACAGAAAUAAGACAGUAAACGCAUGGAAGUUUCCUGGAGGGCUUUCUGAUCAAGGGGAAGACAUAGGAGCUACAGCAGUUAGGGAAGUUCUUGAAGAGACUGGUAUUCAUUCGGAGUUUAAGUCCUUAUUAAGCAUAAGACAGCAGCAUAAUCACCCUGGGGCCUUUGGGAAGUCUGAUCUGUACAUCAUUUGUCGCUUAAAGCCAUUGUCAUACACUAUAAACUUCUGCCAUCAGGAAUGCUUGAAGUGUGAAUGGAUGGAUCUACAAGAGCUUGCCUAUUGUAGUAAUACAACCAUCAUCACAAGCAGAGUUGCUAAGCUUCUACUCUACGGGUAUAACGAAGGCUUCCAUCUGGUUGACCUAACCAUGAGGACAUUCCCAGCUGUUUACUCAGGGCUUUUCUAUUCACUUUACCAUAAAGAACUACCAGAGACCUAUGAAGGAAGUGCCACCCUUUUAUAAGCUUCACAUUUUAAUUCUCCUUUUACUACGGUACUCUACUUUUAUAGUAUUUAAGGAAUUUUCAUGUAAAAAUUCCAGACACUUAAUUUAGAAAUGCAUGUAUAAUAUUCAAUAUAUUAACGUGUAGAUUAAAUACUGAGUGGACAACUGUAGUUUAGUUUCAUCACUCUCAAACACUAGCUCAAGAGCCUGCACAAAUAUACAAUAAAACAAUGCUGUACCUCAGCCUCACAUUUAAUAUUACAGAUAUAAAAGGAUUUUCUGGUCUUAGAAAGGGUUUCUCUUGACCUAAAAAAAUCAGUCAUUUCAGAUCAGCUCUUUGCGGACAUUGGGAGAAAUAAAAUAGCUUUUUGUCCCGGUCCAGUGCUCGAUCCAUUUUUGUACUGCCCGGUUCGCUUUAGUGCCACAUACCAGCUGCUGUAUUUCCGAGACCGGUAAGUGUUGUAGUUAUUAGCUUCCAGUCGUUCAAAAAAGAAGCAUUCAUCUGUUAUACACCUCUGAAAAAAAAAA